Molecule: messenger RNA, 906 nt
Organism: Symbiodinium necroappetens
Lineage: Eukaryota; Dinophyceae; Suessiales; Symbiodiniaceae
Source: the annotation of a GenBank genome assembly
AUGCCCAAUCUGACAGUCCUCCGGCUCGCCCACAACGGCUUCCUGGAGUUUCCGAACAUGACGGGCUUGAAAUCCCUCUGGGAGUUAGACCUGAGCUCCAAUGCGAUCUCGUCGAUACCUGCCGGAGCUUUGUUCGAAAAUCCAGAGGUGGUGCAUCUUGACCUGAGCAGGAACAAACUCAAUGACUUGCCCAGCUCCGGCGAGUGGCUGCCCGAGUCCAAUGUCCUUAGCUACCUGACGGUCGCUCAUAACCGGAUCAGCUCUCUCGGAGACGCGUUCUUUGGUGGAUUUGCGGAUCUGGACUGGCUGGACUUGAGCGAGAACGGCUUAGAGAUGCUGGAUCCCGAAUCUUUUGCGGGAGUAGAGGACUUGGACAACCUUCUUCUGACCGGCAACCCGCUUGGCUGUCGAAUCUCUCUCACUGGGACCUGCUUCUGUCCCGGCGACUGCUCUGCCAACGCCACACGCGAGGCAGCAGAGGAGGACGAGGAUGAGGAUGAGGAGGAUGGCGACAACGAGGAUGACGACGAGACUGACGACGGGCCAUUGAUUAAGGUUCCUGCCUCCUGGUGUAAGCUACCGCUGUGCAUUUCCAAGCGUUCAGUCAGCUCGAUCAGCAAUGCCUCCGUCGCCGCGGCCGAGCAGGAGAAGUUUGGAAACAGCACAUCAGGCAGUGCGGCCGAGAAUGCUUCCAACACCAAGUAUGUGGCGGAGAAAGCCGGAAGCAGGCGCAACACGACAUCGGCCAGUGGAGCAGAUGUCCUUUCAAACACUACGAAAACAGAGGCAAAUGCCAAAAGUUCUGGAAACAACACAUCAGCAAGUACAACCGAGAACAUCUCCAAAAGCCUGGAUGUGGGUGCUCAAGCCAGAGGCAUAGGCAAGAGGACAUAUCCAAUGCUGUAG